This is a messenger RNA of Schizosaccharomyces octosporus yFS286, 4947 nucleotides long. RefSeq names its product para-hydroxybenzoate-polyprenyltransferaseCoq2. Gene Ontology annotation, biological process: ubiquinone biosynthetic process. The coding region runs from base 311 to 1402 and encodes 363 amino acids. The transcript has a single exon. Gene Ontology annotation, molecular function: 4-hydroxybenzoate polyprenyltransferase activity. The record is from RefSeq and is a predicted model, not a curated record. NCBI's taxonomy places the organism in Eukaryota, Fungi, Ascomycota, Schizosaccharomycetes, Schizosaccharomycetales, Schizosaccharomycetaceae. Gene Ontology annotation, cellular component: mitochondrial inner membrane.
GAAAACAAGAGAGACACUUACAUAACCAAUUAACAAACACUCUAUUGAGUAUAUUCUUUCCCUAAAUUUGAAAAAGCCAUUGAUUUGUAGUAUUGCUUUUACUUUGCUAUUAUAAUUUGUAGAUUCGCACCCUUUUGACUCCUAAUAGUUCAACACUUGGCAAGCUAAUCUUGCUCACAGCUUUAAUAAAGGUGGUUGUGCGAAACAAUUGAAACACAGAAUUAUUUUAUGUAUUUUACAUAAUAUUUCUAAAUCGAUUUUGUCAUUCUUUCUAACCUUUUCUUUCCUCGUCUUUUGAGAGGGCACUACGAUGUUUCUGACUACUCCCAGAAUUUAUUCUUCUUUGAUUCCUUCAAGAUGCCAAUCGAUAUAUGUAUUGUUAAAUAAAAGAAAGUCCUUAUAUUCUUUUACUGUUCGGCAAACCUCUGCGUAUAGUUCUUUUAGUGAAUCUAAUCAAGACAAAAUCAAGCAAUUACCAACAGUGAAAAAACCACUAUUUUCACAAUUAUCUCAAAGAAUAAAUGCGUAUGCUCACUUGUCACGUGCCUUUAAUCCGACUGGAACAUUUUUGCUGUAUAGUCCGUGUACAUGGUCAAUUUUAAUGGGCGCUUACUCUGUUAAUAGCAACUUGUUCGAUGUAUUCAAAAUUCUUGCACUUUUCGGGGCUGGUUCCUUCUUAAUGAGAAGUGCUGGAUGUGUUGUUAAUGAUCUUUGGGAUCGAAAUCUGGAUGCUAAGGUAGAACGUAGCAAAUCCAGACCAUUAGCUAACAAGCUGGUUAGCGUCCGUGAAGCUGUAUCAGUUUUAGGUGUUCAAUUGACUGCAAGCCUUGGAAUUCUUCUACAGCUUAAUCCUUAUACAAUUAAACUGGGUAUUGCGUCUCUCCUCCCUGUUUGCAUCUACCCUGCUAUGAAGCGGGUAACUUAUUAUCCACAAGUCGUCCUUGGCUUAACAUUCGGAUAUGGUGCCGUCAUGGGUUGGCCUGCUUUAGUAGGUGAAGCCUUAAUGAAUUGGUCGGUCGUUGCUCCUCUAUAUCUAAGUACAGUAUCGUGGAUUGUCUUGUACGAUACUAUAUAUGCGCACCAAGAUAAACGUGAUGAUGUGAAAGCUAAUAUUUACUCUAUGGCUCUCCGUUAUGGUGAUAAUACCAAACCACUUUUAACUGGCCUUGCUCUUUUUCAAUUGAGUAUGUUGACAACUGCCGGUAUAUUUAACAAUCAAGGGCCCUUGUUCUAUACUAUUGGCGUUGCUGGAACUGCUUAUCGUGUGUUUUCCAUGAUAUAUAAAGUAGACCUGAACUCCCCGAAGGAUUGCUUUAGCUGGUUUAAGACAAAUUCCAAUACAGGUUAUUUAGUAACUGCUGCUAUCGCUUUGGACUGGCUUGCCAAAGCUUAUACUUCUUAAUUACAUACGAGGUAUUUAAUAAAAAACCGCUUAUUUAGAUCAUGAAUGUCUGUUAUAAAAUUUCGCAUUUUCUCAAAACUCUUCAUAGCAGUGUGCCAUAAGAAUUACCUUUUAUUGAAGUACGCGAUACCAUUAUAAUACUCCUUAAUGAGGGAUUCUUAAAUCACCUACAAUUACUAACGCUAUUCUCGCAACAUCCAACAUAAAUUCAUAUCUAAUCCAAAAUUUCAGUCCUACAUAAACAGAUCAGAUAAUACCAAAAACCUUUUUGAGUUGAAUGAUCAAUUGCCAUUCAUCUCUGUGAACCUCAUUUCGGAAAGCAGGAUCCUUCAAAGCAUCAAUACUUUCACGAGUAAUAUGUGAAUACAAGGUAUCAGAUUCUGUUACGUGACGGCCAAACAGUAUUUGUGAACCACCGCCAGCUUCCAGCUUCAUGGCGACACCACCACCAGCUUGACCCUUCUUAACUCUUUCAACAGGUUUGUGGUUCAUUUCAAGACUGACAACACGUCCCAAUUCAAUUACUUGAGGCUCUUCACCGGGGGCACCUUUAACUGAAACAAUAGGUGUACCUUUGCGCAAGACACCCUCGACUACAUCAACACCCAAAAUAAUAGGAUCCCGCUUGUUGAACGCAGCAAUAGUAUUCAACACGCAAGGGAAAACAGCAACAUCGGAAUUUUCCUCACGCUUCUGAUCCAUAAUUUUGUUUUGAUGAGCAGUGAAAGCAUCGAAAAGAUGAUAAAUUACAUUAGCAGAGAAAACCUUAAUGCCCAAUUGGUCAGCCAAGAGUUCAGCAUCAUGAUCUACUUUAACAUCAAAGCAAAGAAGUAAAGCAUACUCUUUAGCCUUUUCUACCAUGGUAGCACACUUCAUAAUAUCUUUUUUGUAAACCGGUCCAAUAUUGACUGAUGCGACGGGAAUCUUCAUCUGUCUCAAAAAUUCAAGUAAUGCCUCUAAAGAACCCAAAGUAGACGCUUGGACAGAAACACCAACGCCUGAAGUAUCUAUACUUCCCAAUAAGUCUUCGAGGUCUCCCAUAAGCUCAUCAGCCAAGUCUUCUUCAUCAUCCUCAGGUCCAGCAACCAGCAAACGGGAACCAGCAACAGCCUUAUCAAGGUCAUUAGCACAAAUCUUUACACCCAUUGCAGCUCUAAUUUCUUUAUGAUGCACAUAUGCCGAUUUGACACGCAUUUCUUUCAUAGGUUGGGGAGUUAAAAGAGCACGAACAGUUGUAAUAAUAGGGCCUCCCAUACCACAAAGUACUAUUCGGUCACCUUCUCGCAAUACACCAUUUGACAGAAUGACAUCAAUCGUGGCACCCAAACCCUCAAUGACUUUAACUUCUAAAACUGUACAUUCAAGAGUCGAAAUAUACUUAAUGCGUUCGGACAUACGAGUUUGAGUCAAAGCAACCAAAAGGGCGACUAAAUCAGGAACACCUUCACCUGAUUGAGCAGAAGUUGGAACGAGUGAAACGUAACUACCCAUCUUCUUAUUUUCGAAAUAUAGGGCAGCAUUGAGUCCUUGUUCGUUAAGCUGCAAAAUAAUACUGUCAACUCGAUCCCUAAACUCACGCUGAAUAGCCUUCUUUUGCUUAGACAAACUGUCUUGAAAUCCGUUUUCUUUAAUCGAAUGCCAACCGUAAAGACGGUCAACCUUGUUUAAGGCGACAACAAAAGGUGUUUUAUUAUCUCGCAAAAGACGGAUGGAUUCCAUAGUCUGAGGCUCUAAACCGUGCAUAAUAUCGAUAACAAGAAUAGCAAUGUUACAAAGAGAAGUACCACGUGAACGAAGAUUGGUAAAAGAUUCGUGACCAGGUGUAUCAAUAAUCAAUAAACCAGGGAUGUUAAACUCCAACUUACCCUUUUUAUUAACGGCGGCAGUCUUUUGCUUAAUUGAUUCAAUAGGGAAGUAAGUAGCACCAAUCUGUUGAGUAAUACCACCCGCUUCUCCUUCUUGUACAUGACUGCGACGCAAGUUAUCCAAUAAUUUAGUUUUACCAGUAUCAACGUGUCCAAGAAUACAGCAAAUAGGAGAGCGAAGAUUGUUGACAGGUUCAGAUUCAACUGGAGCAGCUUCAGGGAAUUCAGAGCUAUCUUGUUGAGCAACCGAUUUUUUGUUGUCCUCGGUAGGUUGUUCUUUAACCUCUUCAUGGGUAGGUUCAGGCUCAGGCUCUGACUUUUGCUCUGGUUCUGGUUGUUCCAAAGCGGCUUCCCAGUCGUCAAAGACAGCAUCAUCUUCUUCCUUCUUUUCUUUCUCGGUUUCUUCCACAGGUUUAGACUCUUCAGGACGAGCAGGAGAUUCUGGAACGGAAGCAGCGGGCUCAAUUAUGCCAGACGAAGAUAAAGAGGAUGUUCCACUCUUAUUGGACUUCUUUUUAUUGUUGUAAACAGGCUUCGACUUCUUUGUUUUCUCGGAAAGACCAGAGACUUGAACGCCUGAAUCCAACAUUUGUUGUAAACGACGUUGAGCUUGAGCUUGUUGCUCUUUUUGCUUUUUGGAAAUGUACUUUCCUUGAGCCUUGAGCUCUUCUUUCUUCUUCCUAUCUUUUUCUUUCUUCUUUUCUUUAGCCUCUUCCUUUUGGCGUUCUUCCUCUUCGGCCAAACGUUUUUCUUCCUCUGCCAAUCGCUCUUCCUCUUCUAUUUGUCUGCGUUCUUCUUCUUCUUGGGCUUUCUUUUCUUCGAGCAUCUUUUGAAGAGCAGCAACAUUGGGUCCUUUACGCUUCCCUUGUUUGCCCUUUGCUGAAUCAGAUUCCGAAACAGCAGCUGGUUUGGAAAAUUCUUCUUCAGAGGGCGUUUGUGGUACUUCUUUUGAAGAAGGUUGUUUUUUACCCUGUUGUUUCUUCUUCAACUUUUCACGCUCUUUUUUUUCACGUUCCUUCUCCUUUUUAGACUUUAUAUGAACAGAGGGAGCAGCAACAGGAGCCUGUUCUUCUUCUUCUUCUUCUUCAACAACCUGCUGUUUCUUGUUCUUCUUCCCCUUCUUGGGCUUUUCGUAUGCAAAUUCAUCAUCGUCUAAUUCAGUAACAGCUGUCAAUUCAACAGGACCGCUAGGAACUUGUUCCUCGUCAACGGGCUCUUCUUCUUCAAGUGCUUGUUCUUCCUGAUUCUUUUUGCCCUUCUUCUUCUUUGACUUUUUGUUUGAGGAAGCGUUGAAAUCCUCGACUUCUUUCAAUUCGUCUGUUUCGUUGAUUUCCUCGCCAUUUUGAGCAGAAAAUUCAUUUUGACCACUUAUAUCCUGUCCUAGUUCAUCUUCCCAGUCGGCGUACGCGGCUUUUUUUCCUUUUUUACCCAUCUUUAACACCUUUUUUAACCUCAAUGCAAAGUGGUUCUGGUUUGAUAAAUUCCGAGUUCUUUUUAUUGUUUAUCAAAACGAAGUGCCUCAAUUAAGCUCAUUAAAGCCUUUACUGUAAUUUAGCUCAGUACGGUGUUAUAAUGAAUUUUGUAAUCUCUCGUUAUUUAAAAUCGCCAUCUGAUCUUUUUACAAGAAUUGCUCUAAGUAAUGGAAUAGACAUGCGAAUGACUAUUGAGUGCUACCGUAAC